AUGGAAGAGGGCCCUUACUGUAUACCGUGUUAUGACAGCCUGUUUGCCAACACAUGCGAUGAGUGUAAAGAGUUGAUUGGCCAUGAUUCAAGGGAACUCUACUACGAGGAUCGUCAUUAUCAUGAGAACUGUUUCCGUUGCUUCCGAUGUGAACGUUCUUUGGCAGAUGAGCCUUUCACGUGUCAAGAUGAGGAACUACUGUGCAAUGAGUGUUACUGCAGCGAAUUCUCCUCCAAAUGCGUCUGUUGUGAAAAGACAGUCAUGCCAGGCUCUCGUAAAUUGGAAUACAAUGGACAGACCUGGCAUGAGCACUGCUUUAUCUGCAAUAGUUGCAAGCAGCCCAUUGGAUCCCGUUCUUUUAUCCCAGAAAACCAGGCCCAUUACUGCAUCCCAUGCUAUGAGAGCAAAUUUGCACCACGAUGCACACAUUGCAAAAAGACUCUAACCAAAGGUGGAGUGACGUACCGGGAUGAGCCAUGGCACAAAGAAUGUUUUGUCUGCACAGGAUGCAAGGCCCAGCUAGCUGGGACACAGUUCACCUCACAGGAUGAAAAGCCAUACUGCAUCAAGUGCUUUGGAAAUCUAUAUGCCAAGAAGUGUUUUGGCUGCACUAAACCUAUCACAGGUUUUGGUGGAGGAAAGUAUGUCUCCUUCGAAGACCGCCACUGGCAUCACAGCUGCUUUAACUGCUCCCGUUGCUCAUGUUCGUUAGUGGGGAAAGGCUUUAUUCCAGACAAUCAUGACAUUCUGUGCCGUGACUGUAAUAGUGACCUUUAG
This is a messenger RNA of Staurois parvus, 777 nucleotides long. The record is from the annotation of a GenBank genome assembly. NCBI's taxonomy places the organism in Eukaryota, Metazoa, Chordata, Amphibia, Anura, Ranidae.